AUGGCUUCCUCCAACGCCGACUACAAAGACCGCCAAUUUCUUGCCGUCAUUGGCGACGAGGACUCUGUGACGGGAUUGUUGCUCGCUGGCAUCGGGCAUGUGACCACGGGCGCCGAGGCUGAGAAGAACUUUCUCGUGGUGGACAACAAGACGGAGACUGCCGCUAUCGAGUCGGCAUUCGAUCGCUUCACCGAAGAGAGGAAAGAUAUCGGCAUCGUCCUGAUCAACCAGCACAUUGCCGACAAGAUCCGACACCGCAUCGAUACGUACACCGCCGCCUUUCCCGCGCUCCUCGAAAUCCCCAGCAAAGACCACCCCUACGAUCCGGAGAAGGACAGUGUGUUGCGGCGCGUACGCCGUCUCUUUGGCGAGUAA
Emericellopsis atlantica is the source of this 375-nucleotide messenger RNA. RefSeq names its product ATPase, V1 complex, subunit F. The coding region runs from base 1 to 375 and encodes 124 amino acids. The transcript has 4 exons. NCBI's taxonomy places the organism in Eukaryota, Fungi, Ascomycota, Sordariomycetes, Hypocreales, Bionectriaceae. Gene Ontology annotation, biological process: proton transmembrane transport. Gene Ontology annotation, cellular component: proton-transporting V-type ATPase, V1 domain; fungal-type vacuole membrane. Gene Ontology annotation, molecular function: proton-transporting ATPase activity, rotational mechanism. The record is from RefSeq and is a predicted model, not a curated record.